CCCAGUCCAGCAACAGUACUUUAAUGGUUGGAACUGCCCGCCCCAACCUGCAUUACUGCCCUCGCAGACACAGCCUGAUGAUCACCGGUGCCAUGGGAGCGGUGCGAGUCAACAGAUACAGCAUCGUUUCCACAGAUGAAGAUGUCCUGAAAAUCUCCAGCUUGGGCCUCCAUAACGGCCACAGUCCUCUGACUCAGCAGACCCUGUCGGGGGCCUGCAUGCAAGGUGAGGAAGGAGGAGAGUGUCCAGGAAGUGACGAAAGAAGAGGGGCUUUGUCUCUCAGGGUAACAAAUGAGCCAAUUGUCCACAACAGCUGCCGUGCAUCACCUUCAUGUCAUCUGGGCCUGGAUCUGGGCACUGGCCGCCUGCGCAGCCGCUUUGUGAAGAAGAAUGGCCAGUGCAAUGUGGUGUUCAACAACAUGGAGGACAAGCCACAACGAUACCUGGCUGACAUUUUCACCACCUGUGUAGACAUACGCUGGCGCUACCUGCUACUCAUCUUCACCACCACCUUCCUUCUAUCUUGGCUGCUGUUUGGCCUGAUCUUCUGGGGAGUGGCAUUCGCACAUGGAGACUUUGAUCUUCGCAUCCCUGUUAAAGACGAGGAUCCUCGGAAUGGUGCAGAAGGAGGAAAAGAUGAAUGGCGACCGUGUAUUCUCCACAUCCAGGGCUUCAUUGGGGCGUUUCUCUUCUCCAUAGAAACCCAGACCACCAUUGGAUAUGGUUUCCGGUGUGUCACUGAAGAGUGCCCAGUCGCUGUGGUGACUGUGGUGGUGCAGUCCAUCGUAGGAUGCAUUAUUGAUUCCUUCAUGAUCGGCACCAUCAUGGCAAAGAUGGUACGGCCCAAGAAGCGGGCUCAGACCUUGCUGUUCUCGCAUCAUGCUGUCAUCGCUCUGCGGGAUGGUAAGCUGUGCCUCAUGUGGCGUCUUGGAAACAUGCGAAAAAGUCACAUAGUUGAGGCACAUGUUCGCGCUCAGCUCAUUAAGCCAAAAGUGACAGCAGAGGGUGAGUACCUCCCUCUGGAGCAAACAGACAUUGACGUUGGCUAUGAUGACGGCCUGGAUCGGCUGUUUCUAGUGUCGCCUUUGGUGGUGGUCCACGAGAUCAACAAGAACAGCCCUCUGUAUGACAUGAGCUGUACUGAUCUGCAGAAAGAGGACUUUGAGAUCGUGGUCAUCCUGGAAGGAAUGGUGGAGGCCACUGCUAUGACCACUCAGGCCCGCACCUCCUACUUAGCCAAGGAGAUUCUAUGGGGCCACCGCUUUGAGCCUGUGGUCUUCGAAAAGGGUGACCGCUACCAUGUGGACUAUUCCCGCUUCCACAAGACCUACGAAGUGCCAUCUACGCCUCACUGUAGUGCCAGGGAACUGAGCCAGAUGACGGGCCGUGGUGGGCAGUCCUCAUCCUCCAGUUCGAGUUACUCCAGGUCUCCAUCACCGUUUGCCCCGAGGGCGUCCCGCCAGCUCCUGGGCCCUCACUCCCCCAGCGCUUUUUGCUAUGAGAACGAGGUUGCUUUGUGUUGUGGGGACGAUGAGGAUGAGGAGAACAUAAAGAAAGAGGCGGGGAGCCUGAACAUAAGAAGUGACAGAGAAGUAACGAUGAGAGAUGACAUUCACUUGGGUUUCAAGGAGACAUUUGUGGAGGAGCAGACAGUGGAGAUGCUGUGUGUUCUGGACACUGAGAAUCAAAUCAGCCAUGACAGACUACCGCCCACCAUACCUUUAUACAUCAGCAGAGAGUCAGGAGUUUAAUCAAUGGUAAUGGCUGCCCUUCCAUUUGUUUCCUCUCUUUGUCUGUGUGAAUCCAACCAAAGUAUUGAACUAGUGUAAAAAAUGAAAGAUGGUGGACACAUUUUAAAGAGUACAUGUGCUGAAAGAGAAGGAUCUCGUCUGCAGCUGUCACAAACUCAACUCAGCUUUAAUUCAUAACUUGCUCUGGUUUCAGGUAUUGCACAUACACAGCUGUAACAUCAGUAUCUGUAAAACACACAGCUCAUCUACUUUUGAACAUAGUGAACAGAUAUUUCUCUCAAAUGAGGUUCUCUCAUGAAGUACCUCUGAAACUUUACUGGUUUCUUGUUUUAUUCAAUAUAACCUGUGUAUGAGCAACAGUUAUAGUCAAGCUUUUUGUUAUUGAUUUCCAUUCUUUUUUUCUUUUGUAAAUAUGGUAUGCUUUGUUUUCAUUUUAAAAUUAACAUACAUCAUAUGCAGAUAAAUGUUCGAAGAGAAAACCUAUUUACUUUAAUAAAGCAUGACGCACAUGCUCAACUUCAACAAACUUUUCUCUGCGUAAAAAUAAAUGAUCUCUGUAUUUUAAACUUCUGUCUUCCAGCCUAAGUUCUGUAACUUGUUUUAUAAAUUAACCAUUUUCUUUUCUCAUGAUUCAUCACAGUUUGUUCAAUAAUAAAAAACAAGUUCAAAUGAAUUAGACACUGAACAAAGGAAACAACAAGUUACACAUGUACAGAUCAAAACCAAGCACCUUAUUCUUACUUUUAUCAUUAGCUAAAACACUUUGCAACAGUG
Paralichthys olivaceus (Japanese flounder) is the source of this 2525-nucleotide messenger RNA. The record is from RefSeq and is a predicted model, not a curated record. NCBI's taxonomy places the organism in Eukaryota, Metazoa, Chordata, Actinopteri, Pleuronectiformes, Paralichthyidae.